Molecule: messenger RNA, 271 nt
Organism: Pezoporus flaviventris
Lineage: Eukaryota; Metazoa; Chordata; Aves; Psittaciformes; Psittacidae
Product: E3 ubiquitin-protein ligase PPP1R11-like
Cellular component (GO): nucleus
Molecular function (GO): protein serine/threonine phosphatase inhibitor activity; protein phosphatase 1 binding
Source: RefSeq, a predicted model, not a curated record
ACACCAGCCUGGGAUCAUGGCAGAGGUGGCAGACACCAGUGGCUACAGCACCGCCACUGUCACCGAGACCAGUGCCUCCAAGCUGGAGAACCGCAGCCUGACGCUGAAGCUGCACAAGCGGAAGCUGGACAAGAAAGUGGAGUGGUCAAGUGACACCGUAGACAACAAACACCUGGGCAACCACACCUCCAAGUGCUGCUGCAUCUAUGAGAAUGCGUUCCGGGAGAGCUCAACUGAGAAUGAGGAUGAAGAUGAGGAGGAAGCCCUGGAG